CCCAACUUUACCGCCACUCUCGUUAAAGUCCCCCACCGGUACCCCACCUGCCAAGGGUAUGUCCCAUCACAGAAAGGGUAUGUCAGGUACGACGAAACACUUGGUUUAGACAUAUUGAGGCGUUAUUCUUCUCCGCCAUGACCGCCCUCGAAGACAAUGAAGCUUUCGAAUUACUUAAUGACAAAGCUGUUGAACAGAUAGUCUACAGCAAUCUCGGUCUUGUAACUUUGAACGAUUGUGUCAAAUCGUCCAUUGCCAAUGCUAAAGAAAUAAUUAUUUUCCUCAAAAAGCAAAGCUCUAUUUAUGAAGACUACAGUCGAAACCUAGGCCGCUUAUCCAAAUCUACAAAAGACACAUUUAAGCACACACAGUUGCAAACUUCUUUUCACAAUGUUAUGAGCUCUAUGAUCACAUUUCAUGAAGACAUAUCUCAAAAUGCUUCACUCUACGCCAGAGCUUCAGAAAAAUCUUCCAACGAAUUUGCUGAUUUUCUCAAAGCAAGCGAGAAGAAACGAAAAUCAAUCAAAGAAUACGCAAAGAAACAAGAGUUCGUCUACACAGACGCCAUGUCUCAGUUAGAGAAAGCUACCGCACGUUUUAAAGUGGCCGAACAAGACUAUAAUCGUGCUACGGAGAUUAAGACCGGCGAGAAAAAACCUCUGUCGUUCGUAUUCAACAAAAAAUCCAACGCACAGCUACUGAAGCACGAAGACGAUACACGCGUAAAAGUCGAGAUGGCGGAAACGGAUUUAGCAAGCAAAACGGAGAAUGCAAAAUCUGUUCAACGUGAACUGCUUCUUAUUCAUAGGCCAAACUACGUGAAGCGAUUCCUUAGUUUGCUUCGAGAAAUUGAUGCCGCUUUAAGAGCGCACAUGAUACGUUAUACUCGUUUGAGCGAGAGUUACGUCCUCCACAACGGUUUGACUCUGCGACCCCAACCAACGUCCAUUUCAAAACAAGCGAUGCAAGACAUCUUCAACGAUUUGAAUAUGACCGGAGACAUACGUUCCUAUUUAUUGUGGUCUGCGGAAAAAAAUAAGAGUAUAAGCAAUGCUGCUGACGCUGCCAAUACGAACAUUGUGCUCCCUAUCUCUACCCUUAAAGCUAUGCCAGGCUCUGAACUUACGCUCGGCGGUGCUAGCGCCGCGGGACAGUCGGCGGAGAGACUACCGGACUCAGCUCAGGCGGCUAUGCUUGCCUCGCCCCCGAAGCCAAAUGCCCUACUUUACAACGGAUCUGCAUCUGGAAGAAACAGCUUGCGCAGCAGUGCUUUCUCUACUUCUGAAUCACUUAGCGAGACUCUUGCAACCGUUCCAAAUACAAUUGCCGCAUCAACAACCCCAGUUCAUUCUACAGCAGGCACACCGGAAAAGCCUGCGACCAGUAAGUUUUUCGGUGUACAUUUGGAGGCGCUUCUUUUACGCGAACAUGCAAAUGUUCCAAGCAUUGUUCGUAUAUGUACCACAGUGGUCGAAAAGCACGGACUUAUGUUAGAAGGUCUCUACAGAGUUUCGGGAUCAACCGCAAAGAUUAAUCACUAUAAAUCACUUUUCGAAAACGGGGAUCCGGAAAUGCUUAUAUCUGAAACUCUUGAACCAACGGAAGUGUAUAGCAUUGCUGAUAUGCUGAAAUCCUUCUUUCAUAAUUUGGCUGAGUCUUUAAUUCCAGACUCACAUAGACAAGAUUUUGUACGUGCUGGUAAUGUUGAGGACGAAGCACGUAGACGUGACGCUGUACACAAGGUUGUCAAUGAUUUGCCGGAUGCAAAUUAUUCCGUCGUACGGCACAUGUCCAUUCACUUGGCGAAAGUGAAAGAGUGUCCCAAUGUUAAAAUGUCUACCCACAAUUUGGCAAUCAUUUGGGGACCGCUGCUGUUACGUGAUGUCUCUAUUCCAGAGAAGACUAGUUUUACAAAAGUGGUCGAAAUUCUGUUGGAUUACUGCUUCACUAUUUUUGACUAGACAUAUCCAUUCCACAAAUCUACACUUUCAUUAAGCAUAGCAUCAACAGACAUUAUAGUACAUUUUUAAGCUUAAUAUAAUCUAUAAUUCAUUGUCUUACACUAAA
This is a messenger RNA of Schizosaccharomyces japonicus yFS275, 2067 nucleotides long. Its product is annotated as rho-type GTPase activating protein Rga7. Gene Ontology annotation, biological process: signal transduction. The coding region runs from base 138 to 1961 and encodes 607 amino acids. The transcript has 4 exons. Gene Ontology annotation, molecular function: GTPase activator activity. Gene Ontology annotation, cellular component: cell division site; cell cortex; cell tip. NCBI's taxonomy places the organism in Eukaryota, Fungi, Ascomycota, Schizosaccharomycetes, Schizosaccharomycetales, Schizosaccharomycetaceae. The record is from RefSeq and is a predicted model, not a curated record.